AUGGUUGCCAUCUGCAUAAAAAUAGGAGAGCGAGAGAGAAAAAGAGUGCACAUCAUGUUGUUGGCGUAUACGUGGAAAACGCGUGUAUCGUCUCACCAGUGCAACAAAUCCCCCAUUUUUGGUCUUUUUGCAAUUCAAUUUUCAAAUAUUUGUUCUAAUCUGUUGCUGCUGCAGCAAAAGCUCGUAACUGUUCUCACUCCUCGUAAAACUAUGAAAUUUCCACGAGUUAUUACUUUUCAGAGCAUGGGUUUGAGCCGAUACUUAAGCAGGCGUCAUCACUGGGUAAUACAAUAUUGCGGGCUUCUUCUAUUUCUUUAUUUAAUUUAUUCCUACGUUGCCACCUCGAAUGACGGACCAAAUUUACAUGAGGAUAUUCCAGUUUUUCAGGGUCAGGGAAAAGAUCGUGCAAAUCCCAAUCCACCAGCAGCUCUAGGUGAUGAAGCCCUUGAUCCUUUUGAAAAAUAUCGCGGUCAUGAGAAAAUUAAAUGGGAAGACGAAGCUGCUUACGAGAAGGAAAAACGUCGAGAAGGCCCAGGAGAAUGGGGAAAACCAGUGAAACUUCCAGAAGAUAAGGAAGUUGAGAAAGAAGCGCUUUCCCUGUACAAAGCCAACGGCUACAAUGCCUACAUCUCAGAUAUGAUCUCAUUGAAUCGAUCUAUAAAAGAUAUUCGUCAUAAAGAAUGCAAAAAUAUGAUGUAUUCUGCCAAACUUCCCACUGUUUCCGUCAUUUUUCCAUUCCACGAAGAACACAACUCAACACUUCUUCGAUCUGUGUAUUCUGUCAUCAAUAGAUCACCCCCUGAACUUUUGAAAGAAAUCAUUUUGGUCGAUGAUUUCAGUGAGAAGCCGGCUCUUCGACAGCCGUUGGAAGAUUUUUUGAAAAAGAAUAAGAUUGAUCAUAUUGUCAAGGUUUUACGGACGAAAAAACGCGAAGGUCUGAUUCGUGGUCGCCAACUUGGAGCACAAGAUGCCACCGGUGAAAUCUUAAUCUUCCUUGAUGCUCACUCAGAAGCCAACUAUAACUGGCUUCCACCACUUUUGGAUCCAAUUGCAGAAGACUAUCGAACUGUAGUCUGUCCAUUUGUAGAUGUGAUCGAUUGUGAAACUUAUGAGGUCCGGCCACAAGAUGAAGGGGCACGUGGAUCAUUUGAUUGGGCAUUCAACUACAAACGACUUCCCCUGACGAAAAAAGAUCGCGAAAGCCCAACAAAACCAUUCAAUUCACCAGUGAUGGCUGGUGGUUACUUUGCAAUUUCUGCCAAAUGGUUCUGGGAACUUGGAGGAUACGAUGAGGGGCUGGAUAUUUGGGGUGGAGAGCAAUAUGAGUUGAGCUUCAAGGUUUGGCAGUGUCAUGGACGGAUGGUUGAUGCUCCGUGCUCUCGUGUUGCUCACAUCUACAGAUGCAAGUAUGCUCCAUUCAAGAACGCUGGAAUGGGAGAUUUUGUGUCGAGGAAUUAUAAACGAGUUGCCGAAGUUUGGAUGGAUGAUUAUAAGGAGACACUUUACAAACAUCGCCCCGGAGUUGGAAACGCAGAUGCCGGAGAUUUGAAGCUUAUGAAAGGAAUCAGAGAGAAGCUUCAGUGCAAAUCAUUUGAUUGGUUCAUGAAAGAAAUCGCAUUUGAUCAGGACAAAUACUAUCCAGCAGUCGAACCGAAAGCUUCUGCCGAAGGAGAAAUUAGAAAUGUCGGCACAAACUUUUGUAUUGAUACUCAAUUCAAAGAACAAAAUCAACGAUUCGGACUUCGAAAAUGCACAUCUGAUGAUAAGGAUGGUGGCGGGGAGCAGGAUUUGAGAUUGACGAGAUGGCAUGAUAUCCGACCGAAGGGACGGAAAAUCUGCUUUGAUUGCUCAACGAGUGUCGAUAAGGCUCCUGUUAUUCUUUUUGAUUGUCACUCAAUGAAAGGAAACCAACUGUUCAAAUACCGGGUGGCUCAGAAGCAAAUCUACCAUCCAAUUUCCGGUCAAUGUCUGACGGCAGACGAGAAUGGCAAAGGAUUUUUGCACAUGAAAAAGUGUGAUAGUUCAUCUGAUCUCCAAAAAUGGGCAUGGCAAACUGUGGAUAACGAACUGCUCGAAACACGGCAAGCCAACGAGGCGAAAGAGCAGGAAUGAAGAUUGUACAAAUAUAUGAUAGUUUUUAUUGCAUUUUUAAUUAUUUUAAUUUAAUCAUUUUAACCUAGAAAUCACGGGGAUACCUUUCAAAAAGCUGUUUUCACUUUCCAAAGAGUCGAAGUAUUACAUUUGGUUGUUUUUUUCUUGCAUUUUUCCGAUGAAAAUUUUAAAAAAAAAU
Molecule: messenger RNA, 2290 nt
Organism: Caenorhabditis elegans
Lineage: Eukaryota; Metazoa; Nematoda; Chromadorea; Rhabditida; Rhabditidae
Gene: gly-10
Product: Putative polypeptide N-acetylgalactosaminyltransferase 10
Exons: 7
Coding region: 1-2112 (703 amino acids)
Biological process (GO): protein O-linked glycosylation
Cellular component (GO): Golgi membrane
Molecular function (GO): polypeptide N-acetylgalactosaminyltransferase activity
Source: RefSeq, marked reviewed